Messenger RNA from Populus trichocarpa (black cottonwood), 1172 nucleotides. RefSeq lists its product as uncharacterized. The transcript is spliced from 6 exons. The coding region runs from base 178 to 780 and encodes 200 amino acids. Gene Ontology annotation, molecular function: protein binding. NCBI's taxonomy places the organism in Eukaryota, Viridiplantae, Streptophyta, Magnoliopsida, Malpighiales, Salicaceae. The record is from RefSeq and is a predicted model, not a curated record.
UUCUUGAUAAAAUAAAAUAAUACAUUUCCUCCGAGAAUUCAAAUCCAUCCAUCCCAGAAAAAGGGAAAGAGAGAAAAAGCAAUUGCUUCUUAUUAGGCUUUUAUCUGUGUCUUCAGGACUCACGAAAUCAAUUUCUAAAAUUUUGUGAUUCUCCAAAUUGGGGUUAGGGUUUUGACGAUGUAUGCUGAUCGCGUAGACUCCGCAGCGAAGACUUCAAUAAAGGAUCGUCUUAAUGGCAAUUCCGUUGCCGACUCCUCUCGCCGCCGUGAAAUUACCGGCAAAAGGCAGAGGCUAGAUGAUAAAUGGAAACAUGAUCUCUAUGAGGACAAUAGACCACGUGUUUCAAAUCGCAAAAUUGAUGCUCAAGAUCUUCGAUUAAAGCUCCAAAGGAGAAGCUUCUUGCAAGCAUCUCCAGGUUCAGGUGUGCGGGAUCUGCGUGAAAAACUAUAUGGGACAAUGAAUUCACAGCUAAUGAAUGCUGAUCGGCCCAAAAUAGUUGUAGCUAAACCAUCCAGGAAAAGUGGUGUUGUUGAAGCUCCUGAACCAGAGAUUAAAAAAAUUACCAGUGUGGCUUCUAGAAAAAGAUCUCAGCAAAAGUUGGAUUCAUCAGUUGAUGUUUUUUUGCAGUCUUUGGGUCUUGAGAAAUACCUCAUUACUUUUCAAGCUGAGGAAGUUGAUAUGACAGCUCUUGUGCACAUGACUGAUGAAGACCUGAAGGCUCUAGGGAUACCAAUGGGCCCAAGGAAGAAAAUAAUUUUAGCGUUAAAAUCUAGAGGCUGAGAUUCAGGACACGAGUAUUAUUGGUCUGACACCCUGAUUGGUAUAAAGCCUUAGUGUACAUCUUCGUUUUGUUUUCCCUGGUAUUGCCACUGUGGCUUUACCUUUAGCUGGUUAAUUAUUGUGAAGCCGGUACGAGUUUCUAGCUGUCAACAACAAAGGUAGAAACUUUUUUUCAUCUUUGUGGUUCCUUUGGAUUUUAUGGGGUAUUAGAUGGUGGGUAGAAACCUUAAAUUGAUGCAAUUUUUGUUUUUAUCUUAUUUAUUUUUGUUGUUUUUGGUUAUGUUCUAGUAUGGUUUCUAUCUAUUGUUUUUACAUUUUAAAAAUUAACGUUUUAAAUGUAAAGCUUGAUGUUCAAGAUUCGAUAUUAUAUUUUACUGUGUUAUGAAUUGCUA